This is a messenger RNA of Mesorhabditis belari, 729 nucleotides long. Lineage: Eukaryota; Metazoa; Nematoda; Chromadorea; Rhabditida; Rhabditidae. The record is from the annotation of a GenBank genome assembly.
AUGGAUACGAUGCACGAAAGCCUCGUGAAAGCUGUGCCAGCACUUGGACAUUACCCGCAAGAGCCAAUCAGCACUGGAACAACAUUGAUUGCUAUGGAAUUCGAUGGGGGAGUUGUUGUUGGCACUGAUUCACGCACUUCGGCUGGUUCUUUCAUCUCAUCGCGUGUCACCAACAAAAUCACACCUGUCACCGAUCAUUUGGUUGUGUGCCGCUCUGGAAAUGCUGCCGACACGCAAACGAUCGCUGAUGUCGUGAAGUACCAGAUCGAAGCUUACACUAUGCUUGAAGCCGAGAAGGUGUCAAUCUACAGGGCUACCCAAAUCUUCCGUCAAUUUCUCUACAAUUAUCGCGAUCAGCUGAGUGCCUCGGUGCUUGUGGCCGGAUGGGAUGAAAAUGAGGGAGGACAGUUGUAUGCGCUUCCCAUUGGAGGUUUUGUUACUCGACAACGUUCCACCGCUUCAGGAUCUGGUUCGACUUUUGUUACCGGCUAUCUCGAUAAAAAUUGGAAGCCAAAUAUGACGAAGGAAGAAUGUGUUAAAGUCGUCAAAGAAGCUGUCGGCUUGGCAACUUUCCGUGAUGGAUCUUCUGGUGGUGUCAUCCGUAUCGGUGUGAUCGACAAAAAUGGAACUGACAUUAAGCUUUACCGACCAGAUGGAAAUGAUUUCCCGAAGUUUGUCGCUCCAACUCCACACCCAAGCUGGCCAGCACACGUCGAAGCAAAGAAUCAG